AUGUCGGUCGGAGACAGGUUGCAUGUUGCCGUGGUCGGUGGCGGGCUGGUUGGAGCCCUUAAUGCCUGCUUCUUUGCUAAAAGAGGGUUCAAAGUUGAUCUGUACGAGUCUAGGCCAGAUAUUCGUCUGCAGGAAGUCGUACAGGGCAGGAGCAUCAACUUGGCUCUGUCAUUCCGGGGUCGGGAAGCCCUGAAAGCCGUGGGUCUGGAAGAGAAGAUCGUUCAGAAUGGGAUUGCCAUGUACGCCCGCAUGAUUCACGACAAGGAUGGGAGCCGUAAGCCAAUCCCGUAUGGCAGGAAGCAUCAGUAUAUAAUGUCAGUGAGCCGCAGAUUGCUCAAUGAACACCUGUUAACAGCUGCAGAGAAAUAUCCAAAUGUUACCAUUCACUUUGAGCACAAAUUGUUUGGUUGUGACUUCAAUGUAGGACAAGUUAUGUUUCAGAAGUCAGAUGGUGACACAGUGACAAACACAGUUGACCUGAUUGUGGGAAAUGAUGGUGCCUUCUCCGCUGUACGGCGACAAAUCAUGAAGACUGUUAGGUUUGACUUCCAGCAGACAUAUAUCCCCCAUGGGUACAUGGAGCUGUGUAUCCCGCCCUCACAUGACCAGUUCGCCAUGGAGAAGAACUACCUUCACAUCUGGCCCAGGAACGAAUUCAUGAUGAUAGCUUUGCCUAACCUGGAUAAGAGUUUUACCACCACACUUUUCAUGCCGUUUGAAAUCUUUGAAUCCAUCCAGACAGAAAAUGAAUUGUUGCAGUUUUUCCAGGAGAAAUUCCCAGACUCCAUUGAGUUGUUGGGAGAAGAAGCCCUGAAGAAGACCUACAUUAACAGUAAGCCACUUCCCAUGAUUUCUAUCAAGUGUUCACCAUAUCAUGUUGGAGACAAAGCUGUGAUCAUGGGAGAUGCUGGCCAUGCCAUGGUUCCAUUCUAUGGUCAGGGAAUGAAUGCUGGUUUUGAAGACUGUUUACUGUUCGAUGAACUCUUGGAUAAGUACCACAAUGACCUAUCUAAAGUUCUUGCUGAAUAUACCCGCAUCAGAAGUGUGGAUGCCAAAGCCAUCUGUGACCUGGCCAUGUAUAACUAUGUGGAGAUGAGAGAAUCAGUCAAUUCCAAGCUGUUUCUCUUGAGAAAGAAGCUGGAUAAUUUAUUACACUGGCUAUUUCCGAAUUAUUGGAUACCUCUCUAUACAAUGGUGUCUUUUACUCGUACCAGGUAUCAUGAAGCCAUUGAGAAAAGGAAAUGGCAGGACAAGAUUCUAUCUGCAUGUACACGGGUCAGUGUGCUGAUGACCAUAGUAGGGGGCGCUUUUCUCAUCAGGCAUCUCCUCAGGAACAGCACGUUCAGCAACAGUGUUUCAACGGCUUUCCCGAAACUUCAAAUCCCACCUGCUAUUUCCACCUUUUUCAAUCACGAAUAAUGUCACAAAAGUUUCAGUAAUUGGUUUUCUGGUAAAGUGAAUCUUUUAGAUGUCAUCAGAGGGUAGGGAAACACAAAAAAGUCAUCUAUUUAACUUGUCGGAAACGUGGACUGUUUGGCUGACUUUUUCAGUUGAAAACAUAUCAAUUUGAUCAGUAAUCCUUGACAAAGAGGAAAUCUUAAAAAACAUUAAUUUCAGGCAAAAGGUAGAUUUUGAAUUUUAUUUUUAUUACAUUAUUUUUUUUUAAAGUGUUUAACACAUAAUAAGAUUGGUGUUGUCUCAAGUCCACAAGUCUCAUCCAACAAACAGAAGUCCUCUUUUGUGAGUAGAGAUUCUCCUUGAGAAAAAUGUUCACGCCAGUAUGAAAACAAGUCAUUGCAAAAAUGGCAUACAUGAUUAUAUUUAGU
This is a messenger RNA of Liolophura sinensis, 1826 nucleotides long. RefSeq names its product kynurenine 3-monooxygenase-like. The transcript has 14 exons. Gene Ontology annotation, biological process: L-tryptophan catabolic process; quinolinate biosynthetic process. Gene Ontology annotation, cellular component: mitochondrial outer membrane. The coding region runs from base 1 to 1419 and encodes 472 amino acids. NCBI's taxonomy places the organism in Eukaryota, Metazoa, Mollusca, Polyplacophora, Chitonida, Chitonidae. Gene Ontology annotation, molecular function: kynurenine 3-monooxygenase activity; FAD binding. The record is from RefSeq and is a predicted model, not a curated record.